AUGGAUAUAGAGACGACAAGCUUAGCCUCGAUGCUCAUUACAAACUGCCUCAUUCUAUCUGGAGUGUUAGUCUAUCUAGCUUUUUACUAUAAAUGGGACAAUAAAUCAUAUGAUGACUUGGUGGAAAAUCAAGCGUCAAGGUAUAAUAAAAACGGAGGUAUCGAAGGAGAAAUAUAUCUGGGUGAAGGUGCUUCUAAUAUAGAAUCACUACUUGGGAAAGAUGAAAGUGGCAUGCAGUAUCUAGCAAGUGGAGCCCAAGGAAGCAGAAGAGUGGAUAGGAAUCCAUUAAGUUAGGAUCUUGAUUUGACCUCAAUUCCUUCAAGAUUUCCAGGAGGAGUGGGUGGCUCAAUAUAUUCGCACAGACACAGUAUCAUUACGUAUGAUCGUGCGAAUUCAUUUUUGAACUUUGGAGUAUCAGGAAGAUAUCAAGCAUCACACUAGUCAGAAUAUAACUACAAUGAGGACACUCAAGGAAAAGAAGAUUUAGGAGAAGCUGAGUAGUUAGUGGUCGAAAGACCUAGAAGCUGGAAAUAACUAUUCAAAACAUUAUAUUCUGUUGAUGAAUAUGAUCUCUUUAAGUUGUAAAAUGCUGAUGGCUAUUUUUAUCUAUUGUUCCUUAAAUAUUCUACUGGCUUAUUUGCUAUCAUUUUGCAUGAUUCAAAAUUCAAUUACAUUUUGACAGACAUUAAGUCACUUGACAAGCUUACUAUAUCAGAUUCACUUUAGAACCCUUAAGUAGUAAUGGUGGUAGUAAUAUUCACAGUCAUCUUCACUAUCCUUGCCUACUUUAUGAUCAUUAAGUUUUCACAAAAAAUGAGUACUUUUUAAUUUGCCCCAUAGAAUGAAUACCUUGAUAAUUUUGCAGCCAUACAUUCUAUAAUGAUUAGAGGAGUAAAUAAAAAGCUAGGAUCAGAUGUAGCAAAUCAAAUGAUUAGGAAGGUAUUUGAAGAGAGAUUUGGCCCAAAUAAGGUUGUUAGAGUAUAGACAGUUAGAAACACAGACAAUGUCCAACAUUUAUUUAGGAGAAGACAGAUUUAUCAAAGAAGAUAUAAUCACUAUAAAAACUAGAAUAACUUGUAAAAUUACAAGGACAUGAUUAUCAUCGGUUCAAGACUCAGAUGCAAUCGUAAAAUAGUAGAUGCUGAGGAAUAUUUUCUAAAGAAAUUUGAACAAGUAGAGGUUGAAUGGUAAUUACUGAAAUAAAAAGCAUUAACAGCAAACACUGGAGUUUCAUUCGUGUCCUUCAGGGAUAAAGAUUGCGUUUCAGAAACUAUAGAUGAAAUUGACAUAGUAAAAACUACUUUGAUUGGCAAAGAUCACUAUGAAUAACUCCAUAUUUAAAAUUGGGAAGUUGAAUAAGCCCACUCGGCUGGAGAUAUAAUUUGGACUGAGAUCAAUAAGGGUAAAACUAGAUCAUGGCCAGUUAGGCUAUUACUUUCUUUCUUACCCACCACUCUAUCAGGAGUUACUGUAUUUGGCUUAGUUUACAUUGAUUAGACUUUAAAGUAUGAUACUCUUUUAUCUUUAACAGUCUUUUUCAAAUACGGUAUCUCACUUUUUCUUUGUCUCUUUAACUACUAUAUUCUGCCAUAGAUCAUAUUCAAAGUAGUUUAAUUAGAAAGGAACGAGCUAAAAUCAGCCAAAGAACAGUCAUUCGUUACAAAGAAUAUCAUACUAAUGAUUAUGAACAGUUUGAUAUUCCCAUUCAUCGCAAGCUCUAUCUUUACUUCAAUCCUUGACCAUGUUCAUGAACUUGGGCCUGCUUCUUAAUCACCAAAAAUUCCGAAAAAUGUUAUCACUUAGACGGACUAAGAUGUUACUAACAAAAUGAGACUUAAUGAUCAAACAAAUAUUUAACUCCUAUUUAGCAGCUAGCUUGAUAAUGAAAUAAAUGAAUUUAUGGCUAGAUGUAUCUCAAACAGUUAAGAAUUUUUUUCAAGAUAUUUGCUUCAAGUUUUAUUGAUAUUUAUCUGCUGGUAAUUAUUUGUGAAACCUAAGAAAAUCAUAAAAGCCUUUCAUUAAGUACUAGCUUCUGGCCAAAAAUAUAAAUUCAAGCAUUGGUUUUACGAUAUUGGAUUCAGAAAUUCAGUUGCAGUUUCUUUGUUUAUUUUUACAUUAUUCUUCUCCAUUACUGUGCCAUUAAUCUUGCCGUUUGCUACUGCAAUCUUUUUCUUAAUGUACUAUGUUGAAAAGUAUAACUUGAUCUACAUUUACCCAAUAGAUUUCGAGUCAAAGGGAAUGUACAGAAAAUCGCUAAUAUUUUACUCAAUCAUUGGUAUCAUCAUAUUUUAGCUAGAAAUGUUUGUUAUUUCUGGCUCUGUUUUGAGUAAACGAUUUAACAUCUACUUAUUUGCCUUCCUCAUUAUUCAAGCUAUGGUUGUAUUUACUGUGUUUGAAUUCAUCAGGAAACCUUGGGAGGGCAAGGAACUAGAGAUAGAGAAGGCUAUUCAGUAGCAAGCCAACAAUAUCUUUGACACUAUCAGCUACUAUGACGAUUUUGAACCAACGCUGAAAGACAACAUAGAUGGUAAUAGUACAAUAGAUGUUAGAUAGUAAUAAGAUAAAUUGGCUUAGUAAGCUGGAAAGAUCUAAGAAAUCAACUACAGAAAUGAGAAGAUAAAUGUGCUUAGUAGUGCUUAUGACAAUCCUUUGGAGAUAUUCCUAUUUGAAAACUAUGGUGAAAACAACUAUGGUUAUAAUGUAGAUGAGGAACUCUUGAAUGUAGUAACUUCUCCUAAGGGUUCAUAAGGUAAUAUCGGACAGAGAACAUCAAGAGGCUAUUCUAUUCCUCAAAGGAGCACUUUAUCCCAAGGAUAAACAGAUGGUAAAAUGUUUAACUUCCCUGAUGAUGGAGGAAGCACUGCAAAUUUAGAAGAAGGCGAAUAAAUGUUUGCAGAUGGAAAUAAAAAGAUCAUGAGGACUCCAAAUCUUGGACGUUUAGCAUCAGCUAAUAUAAUGGGCUAGAUUAAUACAGAUUAAUUUGACAGUGCUAGAAAACAUAGUGCAUUCAGAAGAGAAUCAAAUGUAAUGAAUGGUCGUAAUAGUCAUAAUUUUAGUAAAUCACCAACUAGAAUUGAUUCUCAAAAAAAUUGA
Messenger RNA from Stylonychia lemnae, 3093 nucleotides. The record is from the annotation of a GenBank genome assembly. Lineage: Eukaryota; Ciliophora; Spirotrichea; Sporadotrichida; Oxytrichidae.